Trichobilharzia regenti is the source of this 1020-nucleotide messenger RNA. The record is from the annotation of a GenBank genome assembly. Lineage: Eukaryota; Metazoa; Platyhelminthes; Trematoda; Strigeidida; Schistosomatidae.
AUGGAAAACGGACGUAAUACAAAUCUUCGUAGUCCUGUCAGACCUGUCUCCCCACUAUCCAGAUGGCAGAAAGCACCACUACCACUUGUCGAUGACAAUGAUGAUGGUGUUGUUGACAGUGACUCCGAGAGAGAUGAUCGUCGUAAACUGUUGUCGUCAUCCUCUGGCAAACAUGGUAAUCGUAUCAUAACACGAAGUAGUAGUAGAUCACCAGCUCUAUUCUCCUCGGUACAUCUUGCUUCAACUGGUACAACAACAGUAGUCGACAUACCUCCAAGUGAAGAGACUAGACGUAUUAUUGUACGUCGUUCACUACACGAUCCUGAACCAGACGAUGAUUAUGCUGAAAAACAACAACCGAGUUCAAAGCAUCAAAACUUGAAGUCUAUAGAUGAGUAUUCACGAUCAGUUGUUACUAGUCAUAAUAGUAAUAAAAGACGUACAAAAGAUGAACGAUCAAGAAAGGCAAUCCGACGUUCAAUGUUGCACAAAUAUCAUCGUUCUAUCCCGCAGCCAAUAAUACCAAGUGGUAUUGAUCGAGAGAAUGCAUGUCCUAUCCUGUUGCAUUAUAAUAAGGGGAAAAUGCCGGAGAAUGAAAUACAAUUGAAUACUUGGAUUGAUGCAAGUCUUGCAGAAUUAGCUGAAGAAGUUCGUAGUGUUGUGCGUGUAGCUAGACGUCGAGGGACACGUAUGCAUUUCGCCGUGGUCUAUCCUGACAGUCGAGGUACAUAUGGACGUCAUCAACUUGGUGUUGAGCCCAAUAAUGAUGGGAUGAACAACAAUAGUAACAAUAAUACAAAUUCACAGAAACCUUUCAACUUGGUUGAUGAUUCAGCAGUGAUGCUUAUAUCGAAAAAAUUCCAAAUUGGAGAUUGUGUGGAUUGUGCUAUUGUUGAAUGUACACCAGGUUCUUUAGGCGGUUGGUCUUCAGGACGUCGUCCAUUAGGCCCUCCACCACCAUCACAGCUUACUGCAUCUGAUUCACGUAUUUCUGCACUAGAAGAAGCACGAAUGAUAUAA